Molecule: messenger RNA, 630 nt
Organism: Spathaspora passalidarum NRRL Y-27907
Lineage: Eukaryota; Fungi; Ascomycota; Pichiomycetes; Serinales; Debaryomycetaceae
Product: snoRNA-binding rRNA-processing protein
Exons: 1
Coding region: 32-583 (183 amino acids)
Biological process (GO): rRNA processing
Cellular component (GO): Mpp10 complex; small ribosomal subunit; small-subunit processome
Molecular function (GO): structural constituent of ribosome; snoRNA binding; rRNA binding
Source: RefSeq, a predicted model, not a curated record
ACACAGAUAAUACGUACAAGAAUAAGUAAAGAUGGUCAGAGCAUUGAAACAUCAUGAACAGAAGUUGUUAAAGAAGGUCGACUUCCUUGAUUGGAAACAAGAUCAAGGACACCGAGAUACCCAAGUGAUGAGAACAUACCAUAUCCAAAACCGAGAAGAUUAUCACAAAUACAACAGAAUAUGUGGUGAAAUCCGAAAAUUAGCCCACAAAUUGUCAUUAUUACAACCAACAGAUCCAUUCAGAAUAAAGCAUGAACAGUUAUUAUUGGAGAAAUUAUAUAAUAUGGGAAUAUUAGCAACCAAGGCGAAAAUCUCUGAUUUGGAAAACAAAGUCACUGUGAGUGCCAUAUGUAGAAGAAGAAUCGGGGUUGUUAUGUGCAGAUUGAAGAUGGCCGAGACUAUGAGUGAUGCAGUGAUGUUUGUCGAACAAGGGCAUGUCAGAGUUGGUCCAAAUAUCAUUACUGACCCUGCUUACUUGGUGACUAGAAACUUGGAAGACUAUUUGACCUGGGUUGACACUUCCAAGAUUAAGAGAAAUGUUCUCAAGUAUAGAAAUAAGAUUGAUGAUUUCGACUUGUCUUAGAGUGACAGUGUAUAUUAUUUAUAGAAGUUAAUAAAACGAACUAAUCU